CGCAGACGAACUUGUUCAGAGUGAGCCGGGGACGCUGGGAGGCGAAAUAAACAAUCUCCGGACGUGAAGUAGCCGCGGCCGCGCAGUUUUACCUCUUCAAACACACUAUUCCACCGCCCAUCCAACAGAUACAAGGUUACAGGUGUGUGCUGGUAGUGAACGUGUGGUGCCGCAGGCCAGUCUUGGCAGCAUGGUGAAGGCCCAGAAGUCAGCUGGGAGGAAGAGCUCUCACUGUCACCGCAGACAGAGUGGUGGUCAGGUGGAGAUGGAGGAAGGCCAGCUCCAGUCAGACACCCAACACCCACCACAGGAGGCGGCACCCAGAGAAGGAGACCAGUCUUCUGCACAAUCCCCAGUCCAGACCUCCGCUUCAGCUGAGGUGCCGACGGAGAACUUGGACCAGAAUGAUCCAAUAGAUGCCCAGGAAAACUCUGCUGCCCAGGCCAAGCCUCUGUGGAAGCCCAUUCCCCCUCUGCUGCCUGAAACCCACUCUGCAACCAGGGACCAGAGCUGCCAGACUGAGGAGCGGUUUCAGCAGAGCGGCACCGGCAGCCAUGUUCACAACACAGGUGUCUGCGUGGAGCCUGGAGAUCCUCCUCUACUCCAGCAGCCUCUGCAGACCUCCAAGUCUGGGAUUCAGCAGAUCAUCGAAUGCUUCCGUUCAGGCACCAGCCAGCUGAAGCACAUGCUGCUGAAGGAGGUGGACACGAUCUUCGAGUGUAAACUGUGUCGCAGUCUGUUCAGAGGCUUGCCCAACCUCAUCACGCACAAAGAGUACUACUGCCUGUCAAGGCUGCCUGAACCCGACGGUUCGUCGGGUGACGACAGACAGAGCGUAGCCAUGAAGGAUUUACUGGACGCCAUAUACCCCAGAGUCGACCGGCCAGACUACGUCGUCCGACUGGAGCCCAUUCAGACCACCACGAAGGCCGUGUUCCAAUACGUCACCACAGAGGAGGAGCUGGCGAGAUAUCCAUCACACACACCCAGUGCCAGAGAGAGUCCAGUAGCAUGGGAAGGAGAGGCAGUGGAGGGUGUGGACAACAACCAGCCGAGCCAGCCAGGAGGGCCAGAGAGCCACAGCAGCCCGGGGCAUAAUCAGGGACAGAGGAGAUGGGAGGCUGAGGAGGAGGCCAAGGAUGAGCAGCCACAGCAUGAAGACGAAGGCUCCACUAGUGGGGUUGAGGAUGUGACAAUCUCCUGUUGUCUGUGUGGUCAGGACUUUAACUCACGCCGCAGCAUCAGGCGCCACUGCCGCAAAAUGCACCAGACCAAACUGGAAGAGCUCCGAAAGUUCACAGAGACGCGUACAGUUCCCACAAGCCUGCUCUCUAUGGUGAAAGGUCGACCAAGGACUCUCAGCACACCUACCGGAAAAUCCUGCCCAGUGUGCCUCAAAACCUUUGCCACUAAAGCCAACGUACGCCGUCAUUUCGACGAGGUGCAUCGUGGUCUCCGGAGGGACACCAUCACCCCCAGCAUCGCCUCGCGGCCCGGCCAGCCCUUCUCUCUGGAGGUCACGCCCCCCAGGAAGAGCAACAAUACCUCUCCAACACGUGGCCACACCUCCAAGUCCACCCCAGUGAACUCUAAAACGACGCCUUCAAGCCAAAACCAGCCCAAACCUCAGAGCCCGCUCCCGGCCUCUCCGCAGGCGACCCCGGCCUCAUGCCGCUGUACGCUCUGCAAGAGGAACUACAGCUCUCAGCUCAUGUUGAAGAGACACAUGCGUAUUGUCCACAAAGUUUACAGCAUCAAAAGCAACAGAUCCGCUGCCACGCCCACCGCCUCCACAGCAGCUACAACUGCUCCCAACAGUAGUAGCACGAACUUAGGCCCAAGCAACAAUGUCCGAGUGAAAGAAGAAGUGGUCGAACCUUCAGAUGAAGACGACGAUGACGACGAGGACAUGGACAGUAGCCCGGCCCCGUCUCCCACUGACAGCACUAGCACAGCGAAAGGUGCUUCUGUGGCGCAGAACGCCCUGAAGGUGAAGGAGGAGGAGGCCCCGUCGAGCCCGAAGAUGACGUCACCGCUUUCGUCGUCCUCCUCGCGUGGGGGCAACAUGUGCAGCGCAGGCGUGACCGCCAAAAUGACCAAACUGUCCGUGGGCUUUGACUUCAAGCAGCUCUUCUGCAAACUGUGCAAGCGACAGUUCAGCUCUCGCCAGAACUUAACAAAGCACAUCGAGCUGCACACGGACGGCAACGACAUCUUCAUCAAGUUCUACCGCUGCCCCCUCUGCCGCUACGAGUCGCGCCGCAAGCGUGACGUCCUGCGCCACGUGACCGUGGUCCACAAGAAGUCGUCGGCAUACCUCGCCAAGAUCAUGCCCAAACUGGAGAGCAGGGCGGUGAAGAGGCUCGCCGAGGUCGUCCUCAACAGCACCACCACCAACAAGAGGACAAGCAGCAACGUCAAAGAGGAAGUGAACGGGCGGCACACUUCCUCGCCCUCCUCUUCCCCUUCACCCCCUGUCACUCGCAAACAAGAGUGUUCCACAGCUCCCCAGUCCACCACCACCAACUCAUCCUCCUCCUCCUCCUCCUCCUCCUCCUCCUCCUCCACCUCGUCUUCCUCCGCCCCGCCUCCUGCCCCCGUCACUCGGAAGCAGCAGGACCUCUCAUCGCCGCCGUUUGCGCCUUCCCCUCCCGUCACCCGCAAGCAGGAGAGACAGCAGACCCACCAGCAUCGGCCAAUCAGCCCCCCACUGACCCGCCGCAGUGAAAAACACACACACCAACGCAACUCCUCCUCCACCACCCCACCCAGCAACCAGACCCCACACACGCGACGGCACGACGCCCAAUCAGAGGGCGGCAGCACGGGGUCGUCCUCCACUGAAGUCAGAGUGACCAAGAAUUUCUCGCUCCACGCCUGCGACCAGUGCGGACGGGCCUUUGCCAAGAAGCUGUACCUGGAGUCUCAUAAGCGAAGUCAUCGCAACGCAGCGACGGCGGCGGCCAACAGGAGGAAAGGAGUCAGCACCCGCUCCAAAUCCCUGGCCUGGUGAAACGCACACGCUUCCUCUUUGUCUGACUGUUGCUCUUUUUUUCCUGUGUCUUGCUUAUUUCUUCCCUCCCUUCUCUCUCUUGAUUACUCUCUUUGUCUUCCCUUCUUCCUCCUCUUUCCUCACCUCCCUCCUUCUCCUCCCGCUCUCCCUCUGCUCACAGUCCGCCGGGGAUAAUGGACGCACGAGCCGCUAUCAAUGAAGCGAAUCAAAAACUUGAAAUCAAGAAAAAUGAUGGACGAACGGAACGGAGCACAGAGCGGAGAUGAAGGAAACAAACAAAAGGAACAACAGUGGAGCGCGAUAGAGGAGUGAAGUACAAAGGAUUUCCACUUUUUGCUUCAGAACCAAAUAUAUUGUUGAAAUUUGACGUUUUUUGGUUUGUGUAGUUUCAUUAUGAAGCCAGCCAGCUUGCUGGACGGUGGCGCUGCUAUCGACGGUGAGACGGCAGUGAACAGAGGAUUCACCACUCCUGUAUAUAUCUGUGUUUACCUACUACAGUAUGUAAAUAUGGACCCAUAUGCAGAUGACUAAACCGCCUUUAAGAACAGGAUGAAGGUUGACCAUGGAAGUGUGUGCGUGUGUGUGUGUGUGUGCGCGUGUGUGUGUGGAAGAGGGAGGGAAUCAAAACUGGAUUGUGGCCUCCACAGAAAAAAGACUGGAAACAAACUUGAUUUUUAUUUUAGUUUUAAUUUUUUUUUUAGGGGGGGACCUGGUUUAACCCUCACAGUCCCCCACAGAUGCACAAAGCCUGUCUGGGUCCUUGGCUGUUAGCAUUUCAAAUCAGUGAAUCCACCACUUUUCUGCGUCUUCACACCAUACAUAUAACGAGGGUGUUUGAUUUAUUCAGGAGCACUAGUUCAACAUUAUGACAGAUCAACAGGAAAUACACCCCCCCCCCUAAUUUCCCUGACAUUUACCGAACACAGACGUUGUCGCCAAAGUGUCUCCACUGUAAGUCUUCUGCUUGCCUUAGAGUUUGAAAAAUUACAUUCGACUUCUCUUGUCUGAUUUAGUCUGCUGUCGUGUCUGCUUUGCAGCUGGAGACGCCGGUCAGAGGGUGAAAUGGUCAUUAAUGGUCAAAGUAAGGAAAACUCAAAGUAUGUUUAUAGCAGUUUUCCUCGAAAAUUGUGUGUGCGCUCAGUUUUAAAGUCCUCUUCUUGUCAGUUUCCGGUGUUCAAAUGUGUGCUCUUACAUCUCACUGUUAUUUUUUUAUUUUAUUUUUUUGUUGGACUGCAUGUGAGAAACAUACGUGAACGUUGUUUCCUUCACUUUGACCGUACCCUGUUUUGCCUCCAGAUAUUAGCCGACUCAUCAGUCCCAGUAUUGCCUGAUGGCUCUCUCAGAGACAGGCUAUAUGAGGCAAGGCGUCAUUAAGACGUCACUGUGCGAGCUGAGGGAGUUUGUUCUGAAACGAGGCGAAAAGUGUCGAAAAUCCCGUAACUGCCAACGCAAGGUGAUCACACGUAUACAGAUGCUUAAUAGACAUUAAAUCACAUUAAUUUUCUCCAAUAUAUGGAUUAUUUUUGGAUAUAACAGCAGGAACUGUUAACUGCAAGAUGUCCUGCCACAGGUGAAACCAUCAAAUUGACAGCAUUAUUCAUCCCCCCCGCAUGGUGACGCGCUUGUGUUAAUGUGUGCGAAUCCAAUUAACAGUUAGCAUGAAAAAUAUGCACAAGUAAUGCGUGUUUGAAUGCAUAGUUUGAAGACGGGCUGCCUUUGCUUUCACAGCAACAACCGUACUGAUUAAGAUUAGAAACCCUUAACUGGAAGGCUUCAUUUUCUACGUUCAGUGAAGGAUCAUAGGCUGCUGUCAUCUUGCUUGCAAAAAGCUGACCCAAGGCGAUAUGUCAGAUAUCAGAAAGCAGCCGUCACACAGUGUUACUGAACUGCAUAUCCAGAUCAUUGCUUUAAAUCUUGCGGCCACUUCAGGCGUCAGUCCAUAGACCCAGACUGGCAGCAGCGCAGCAUCAGAGCGAAGCGGCAGUUUGCCGGACAUGUCAGCUAUUGUGCCUAAACAGCAGGUGGAAGAGGUUUGAACCGACACCAGCUGUUUGUGGCGCAAAUAAGCAUGAAAACAUGACCCGGUCGGCUAAACUGUGCACUUCUCCACCUUUGAAAGUUUACAUUAAACUUUUUGUUCCAUUCACUGAAAAAGAAAGAAAGAAAAGCCGGGGCUCGUUCAAAUAAACUCUGUGAACAUUUCUUUUUCCAUAUAAUCUUAAUUUUUCAGUUCUGUUCAAAACGUGCUUUCAUGUACUCAAACAUGGGGGGGGGGGGGGGGCUGCCCAGAGGUAGUCUUUGAAACACUGGCACAUGAGUUGGGAGGAAGACCAAAUGUAGGUAUGUCUUAAUGUUCAAACAGAAAGCCAUGAAAUGGAACAAAACCAGAAAAAAAGGAAAGACCAAACUUUAUUUUUCUAACUGAAAACACUACUGUAACAAGGUCUUGAAAACAUGUAUAUAUGGACCCGUCCUGCACGGAUGGUAUAAAUAAUAGUUAUAAUAGUAACAAUAGUUAUUGACUUGUACUUAACUGUUGGUUGACCAUAUGCUUCAAACAUGUCUGACUAGGUACUACUCUGUCACUGUUUAAUACUGAAGCCAGUUUGCGUUGUUCCACGAUUAGUUGUCUUUUUUGCAUCUCAUUCCUUUUGAAGGAGGUUUUCUUUCUUUUUCUUUUUUUUAUUGUGACAAGAAGAAAACAGUAACCAAACCUCACGGGACUCUUAGGACUUCUUUUUGUUUAAAUCUUGUCAUUUCCUUCAUCAUCAGUUGUAAUAUGUUACUAAGCUCACAUCCUAGAGAACCUGAGAAGAGUUAGAGAAGCAUUUCAGAUGUGACAAGGAUGUUAAA
This is a messenger RNA of Chelmon rostratus (copperband butterflyfish), 5866 nucleotides long. RefSeq names its product zinc finger protein 800b (gene znf800b). Bases 191 to 3013 code for a protein of 940 amino acids. NCBI's taxonomy places the organism in Eukaryota, Metazoa, Chordata, Actinopteri, Chaetodontiformes, Chaetodontidae. The transcript has 12 exons. The record is from RefSeq and is a predicted model, not a curated record.